This is a messenger RNA of Tyto alba (common barn owl), 3352 nucleotides long. RefSeq names its product shugoshin 1 (gene SGO1). Lineage: Eukaryota; Metazoa; Chordata; Aves; Strigiformes; Tytonidae. Gene Ontology annotation, cellular component: chromosome, centromeric region. The record is from RefSeq and is a predicted model, not a curated record. The transcript has 9 exons. Bases 398 to 2221 code for a protein of 607 amino acids.
CUACAGUUUGUGUCAUGUUCCAUGAGAAUUUCUGAAGUUUGAAAUCAGCCUGCCACAACACAUCCAAGCUGUAAUGAGUAAAAUCAAGUAAGCAGAAGUGGCCGUUGAGAAAAAAAAAAAAAGUAGUAGCUAUGAAAUGCUAAUUUCUCAGAUAAUAUAUAAUUUAUUAUACAGUUAAUAAGGUAUCACUUAGCUGAUUUUUCUUCUCCCAUCAUAAAGCAGUGUUUAAUCAAAGUUCAGCUGUCCAUAUGCAUAGCUAUUAGCAUAUAUUAAUCAACUACAGUCGUUAUAAAAACGACAUUAUCAAAGAACGCGCCCGCGGGGCGGCAGGCAGGAGCCCGGCAGCCUGAGGCCGGGCCGGCCCCCGCCACGCCAACAUCCCACGGGGCGGUAGAAGAUGGCUGAAUACUUGAAAAAGCCUUUCAAAGACAGUCUGGAUGAUAUAAAAGAACGAAUGAAAGAAAAAAGAAAUCAGAAAUGGACAAGGUUGGGUAAAAUUAGCCAGAUCUCCACUGUAAAGUGCAAAAUAGCAACCAACAACUCCAAGCAAAUGAAGAGCAUCCAAGCAAACAACAAGGCUCUAGCUCAGGCUUUGCAAGAAGAAAAGCUCAAAGUGAAGGAUGCCCAGGCUACCAUCCUGCAUUUAAGGAAAGAAUAUCAAGAUCUGAAGGUUCAGAUGUUUGACUUGCAAAGAAAUCUUGGGCUCAAGCAAGCACAAGGACUCGUUGAGAAUCGACUGUUGGCCUUGAAUGAGAUAAUUUCAAAAGUUUCUCAGAAUUUACUGGACUCAAUUAAUCUCCUUGGCCCAGCAAAGAACCUGUGUUCCAUGGGUGUAAAUCAGAGCGUGCUUUCUUCAGUUCUUGAAAAUAGUUCCAGUGUCUUAGGACAAAUGUGUUCAGUAAGACAUCUACAGUGUGCUCAUAGAGAUGAUCAAGUACUUCCAAGUGGGAUGGAGGCUGAUAGUGACAGAAAUGAGCUGGCUCAGUCUCUGUCAGAUAUCUGUGAGGAAUCUGACAAUGCCAUUUCCUUAAUUGGAAUAGUUCCAGACAAAGGACAAACAUCUGAUUUUCAUCUGGACAACAUAGGGUCAGUGCUGGAAAAUGUUUCUUCAAGAGGAGAGGAUGGAUUUGGUAACGUGUUGCCAAAAAGCGUGUCUACCAGGCGUCGGUGUGCAAAGACGAGCGAUCGCCACCAUCUUUGCACUGGUGGCUUGGACCAUUCAGAAGCACCUGGCUCAACAAAGGAACUUUCUAAACAGGAUAAAAUUAGACUUGAGGAAAGUCUAGAGAAGUGUACUGUAGAAAACAUAAAUUCAGGUAUUUCUCAGUUGAAUGAAAACAAGGUAGGCCCAGAGCUGGUGUUGAGGCAGACAGAUUCUGAAACUGCACAGUUCAACUUAAACAAAAAUUCUGUUCUUAAACAACGCGAGUAUAAAAGUAGAGAAGAUUCUCAAUUGAGGAAAGAGAAGCAUCGGAAGGGAAAACUGGAACGGCCUAAAACUAAUUCCACGCAAAACCAAAAAAAAAGACAGGGUAAAGAGGCUUCCAAAGAAAAGUUGGAUUUCUUGGGUGGCUCCAGUGAUGCUUAUGACUUCAAUUUUGAAGAGAGUGUCCAUGUUACACCUUUUCGACAAAAUAAGGUGACUGACAGAGAUACUGGUGUGGAUGACAAAGACAACUUAUCUGAAACCAGUAACUCUGAGUCAAGUGAUAUUGAUGAAGAUACAGAUGAUAGCCUCUAUGAACCUUACAAGAGUAAACCAAAAAAAAGGAAAAGUUUAGCGGACCAGAUAGAUACCUCACCAGUCCAUGUAAGGCCAAGGUCUAAAAGAUGUCUGGCACAGCGUGAGCAGAAACCCAAUAAUCAAAAAGAAACUGAAAGCAACAAAUCGAGUGACAAAUCUAUCAGGCAGCCUUCUGAGCCACCUCGUGUUCAUCUUUGUGAUGUUACCAACACCACUUCAUUGCUCCCCAGCACUGGGAAUACAGCUGUUGUCCCAGAAAGUGAAGCACCACGAUCUCCAAAGCGCAAGCGAAGCUGUACUCUUACUGUGAGCUAUAAAGAACCAAGUAUUACAGGGAAACUCAGGAGAGGAGAUCCAUUUACAGAUACAAAUUUUCUGAAUUCUCCGAUUUUCAAGCAGAAGAAAAAUGCUAAGCACCGUUCUCUUAAGGAAGAAUCUCUGUCAAAAUACAACGAGAAAUUUGUUGGUUGUCGUUGAUAUUUCCAGUCAUGAUAGCAAAAUCCAGCUCGUUCCAUGAAGAAAGGAAAUCUUUCAUCCAGGAAAUUAUUGUUGUACAGUAUCUUAAACAAAUAUACGAUUGUUUCUGUGUUUCUAUUAAGGGGUUUUGGUUUUAACCCAGUGACUUGUUUUUAAUGAUACAGAAGACAAAAGACUACUUUCCUAGGUAAGGCAAUUCCAUUCCAAUCCUUGAGCAGAGGCAUCCCUGUAUUGUGGAUCUGUGAGUAUAUCGGAAACGGUGAAUGUGAUUUUAUGACUUACACCCUGCUUGAUCUCACAGUGGUAGGCAAAGGUGAAUUUCAGGCACUCAAGGUCAAUUGUUUUUGUGUUUUUUAAUAACAGUGUCUGUACAGAUCUUGUUUAUAUAGUGGUUGUAGUUUCAUAUUGAAGCUCAUUUUACACGGUUUUCAUAGUUGCUUCAAGGGAAGCAAGGUCAGCAUGCUGCAAGCCAGGGUACUCCUGCCGCAUCUUCUGUGGCAUAAGCAUUGUAUAGAAGCAAGAUUGCCAGUUGUAAUUUGAUUAUGUAGCUGGAGCUGUCAAAAGCAGCAAUUUAGGGUUGGUUGGUACUGCCAUGAAUGCAAGUUAUAAUCAAAUUUGCUUUGUUCCUAUCUGGGUAGCUGUGAAAGUUGGUGAAGAGCGCUCUGCUUUGGUGGAGUGUAAACUAAACUGCUAAUAUGGGACUUCAUAAUUUUAGCUCUGCCUUGCUGACUCAAUUUAUGAAACCAUUUGGUACCACAACAGGCAGUCUGCUAGGACACCACUGUUAUAAAUUGUCCAGCAAGACUUUAAGGUUGCAGAGCACUCAAACUAGCUUUUCUUCGCUUAAGAAAUAUUUAAGAGGCAUUAGCAGAUAUAUGAAUACAAAGAAGAAAGCUACAUUCAAAAUAAACAAUGGGAAAGUUCUUAAUUUGUCUUGAAAGAUUGCUCAUCUCACCUGUCUCACUUCAAUAGGUGUAAGAUCUCUCCCCUUCUGUAAUAAAAAUGUGUAGUGCUAAUUACUGUUUUACUGGUAACUUUUUACAUGACUUUCAACAGUAAUAAUAAAAGCUGCAGCUACUGACUGUUUGAAAAUAUUUGUUGACAACACAGCCUGUGGUUGUUGAACUCAAA